This is a messenger RNA of Biomphalaria glabrata, 1365 nucleotides long. RefSeq lists its product as uncharacterized. Bases 102 to 536 code for a protein of 144 amino acids. The record is from RefSeq and is a predicted model, not a curated record. Gene Ontology annotation, biological process: positive regulation of voltage-gated potassium channel activity; regulation of synaptic transmission, cholinergic; sleep. The transcript is spliced from 4 exons. Lineage: Eukaryota; Metazoa; Mollusca; Gastropoda; Planorbidae.
UACGAUAAAACGAAAGUAAAACUUAGAUCUACCUGUUUUUACCUGUGCCCUUGUGCUCCUGGCGCCACCUGGGCAAUAUCUACUAUGAAGUCAACGCCGAAAUGGCGUCCUAUAGAUCUUGGGCGCUAACUUCUUUUCUCCUAUGUUGUAUCUCAGGAGGUUUGGCAAUACAGUGCUAUCAGUGUGACAGUAAUGAAGAUUACACAUGCCCAUCUGGCUAUCCAUUUGACAAAACAGUAAAUGCUUUGUUGGACUGCAAUGGAUUUGAAGCAGAUAUUCCUGGACAGUUUUGUGUGAAAAUUUACCAAGAAAGCCCUGGAUGGGGAGGUUGGCAAAAAACAACAAGACGCUGUGCAACAAGGACUACAUUCGGUGUUGCUUGGGGCUGCAGAUGGUCUUGGGAUUACACGGGUGUGUUCAUGGAGACAUGUUAUUGUGAAGAUCAAGAUGGAUGCAAUGGAACAUCACAUGUGACGUCUAGUGUAUUACUGCUGGUUCUUGGCUCUCUCUUAUGUAUUCUCAGGCAGUUAUUAUAGCUCACCUAGUUGUUUUCUCAAGCCUUAUCAUUUCUUUGCAUACAUUCCAGUUCAUUAACUUUAAAUUCUUGGACUAGUGUUACAUUGUCAUUAUGCCAUUUUUUUUUUUUUUUGUGGCCAAGAAUGGCAUAUUUUCAAAAUCUGUAUGAGAAGAAAAAAUAUUUCAAUAAAAAGUAUCUAUAUCUAAAACAUUCCGUCAUUCAUUCCUCAACUUGAUGCCUUUGAUACUGAUGUAAAUAUUUACUUUGCUGAGUUAUUGUAUGAUGCUAAUUGUCUUUGAACUUUGUCUGCUGUUGUGAUGAAUGAUUGGCUCGUACGAGCUGUGUGUUUGUUUGUUUAGGAAGAUGAGAGGAAUGAAAGAAAGAAGAGCAAUAUUAGAUGGAUAGGAUGACAAUCCACCACCAUAUCAAACAUAUCAAUGUAAUAUAUUUUGGUUUGUGAAAUUUUAUUUUGUUUUAAUAUGCUUUGUCUUGUAUAUAUUUCAAUAAUUUUUAAACAAUAAUUUUACCAGUUCUAGACUAAAUUUCUAUUAAGAUAUUUUGGAACAACAUAAAUCAGUAACCAUAAGAAGUAGCAUUUAUGUUGUCCAUUUUUAUAACUUUUCUUAAAAAUGAUUAAAUUUUAUAAAAAUAAAUAGCCUUGUGAGUUUAUAACCAGAUCUUUUUUUUUUUUUUAAACAUUGUAUAGAAAUGUAACAGGUUCAAACAGGUUGUAGUGUAGUUCUCAAGCUAUGUUCUGCAUAUUUAUUGUGAGUUAGGCGUCUGCUUUUUGUAUAAAUUGUAUUAUAAUGACAUGUUAUGGUAAACAUAUUCCUUAAUCAACUUUAUAC